AUGCAGAUAUUAUUACUCAAUACUUUAGAAAAUUUGGAGUUGAACAAAUAAACUUCCAACCAUUUCUAAAUGUCCUCAAGAAAUAGUAAGUAUUUAAAAUAGCCAAACUGGCUAAUUUUAGAUACUUACUAUUUCUUGAGGACUAUGAUAACUGCCUUUCGUUCACUUCUUGAAGCAGGAUACUAAAGAGGAACUUUUCCAUAAAAACUAGAUUAUAAUUUUGAACAUCCUAAGUAAUCCCUCAUCGACUAAUAUCUCUGCCUGAGAUUAAGAAAGACCUGAAUUUUAUGAUUCUUAUUUAGAUGUUCACGAGUUCUCUUGAAAUUAAG
This is a messenger RNA of Paramecium primaurelia, 329 nucleotides long. NCBI's taxonomy places the organism in Eukaryota, Ciliophora, Oligohymenophorea, Peniculida, Parameciidae. The record is from the annotation of a GenBank genome assembly.